AUGUCAGAUGGUCAAACGGAUAGAAAAGGUAGAAUCUUGAUUAAUUUCUUGGUCAAUUGUCCGGUGGGAACCAUGUUUGUGAUAAGUGUCGAUGCUUCUAACUAUGCCAAGACGGGGGAUAAGCUAGCUGAGUUGUUGGACACUUUUGUCGAGAAAAUGGGUGAAAAAGAUGUUGUUCAAUUGAUUACCGACAAUGAGAGUAAUUAUGUAGCGGCAGGUAAAAUAUUAACUUCGAAUAGGCCAAACAAGUUUUGGACUCCAUGA
Messenger RNA from Lathyrus sativus (Indian pea), 264 nucleotides. The record is from the annotation of a GenBank genome assembly. Lineage: Eukaryota; Viridiplantae; Streptophyta; Magnoliopsida; Fabales; Fabaceae.